UUUAUUAACCUCUACACUUGAUAAUGAGAGAGGUUUCCACUGUUAAAGGAAAAUAAGUCUCUUGAUGCCAAAAUUACUAAGCCACUAGAAAAGUCAAGUUGGGAACUAUGUCAGGCAAACCUGCCUCCCAUUUUAUUUCUAAAUAAGAUAACUACAAAGAUAAAAAAGCUACAUACUUUACGAUUAGCCAACAAGGAAAUUCCUUGAGAAUAAAAGACAGAACUCAGAGUCAUUUCUCUGAGCCUCGCCUGAGACAAAUGCACAUCUGAUUGCUUCCUCUGCACUGCUGUUAAUUUAGAUAUGCAGAUUCACUGAGACAGACUAAAUUGUGUAUUCAGUUGAAUGCUUAUCAAGGACUCAAAAUAAUCCAGACUUUUAUCUCUUAUUUACUUAUGACCUGGAAGCCCUCACCUCAAGUUGUCCUGUGUUACUGGAUCAAACCAAGAAAGAAAGAGAGAGAGGGAGGGAGGAGGAGGAAGAGGAGGAAAAAGGGAGGGAAGGAAGAUCUUAUACAUAUUUAUUGAUGUCUCAUGCUUUCCUAAAAUGUUUAAAAGCUGCUGGGCACGGUGGCUCACGCCUGUAAUCCCAGCACUUUGGGAGGCCGAGUCGGGCAGUUCACCAGGUCAGGAGACAUCCUGGCUAACAGGGUGAAACCCUGUCUCUACUAAAAAUACAAAAAAUUAGCUGGUAUUCAUAGAAAAUAUAAUUCUUAAUUAUUGAGUAAUCUGAAUAAAUGGAUAUAUCAUAAAAAAAAUUAGCUGGGCGUGGGGGGCAUGUGCCUGUAGUCCCAGCUACUCGGUAGGCUGAGUCAGGAGAAUCGCUUGAACCCGGGAGGUGGAGGUUGCAGUGAGCCGAGAUCGUGCCACUGCACUCCAGCCUGGUAGACAGAGCAACACUCCGUCUCAAAAAAAAAUAUAUAUAUAUAUCUAUAUAUAAGUAAGUAGGCAAAUGUAGAUGCAAAUACACAUCUGUUUAGACAAAUUUCUACUUUCAAAAUCACAGAGAAUGGUCGCUUUUUAGCCUUUUUAUGAAUAAAAUCCUGGAUUCCAUUAUUAUUCUAUUAGAACUUCUGCACCUAUUUUGAAACUUGAGAUUAAAUUGUCUUUUGCUGAGUUUGCCCAGUUUAUAUUUCAGGUAACGCUAUAGCAUGGGAACAGGUUGGCGAUUUUCUAUAUUUUUAUGUUUUGCAUCAGUUUCUAAAACCUGGAAAUUAUCUUGUUUUGAAUUUCUUUUUUUUGUUUAAUACUGUCUACUAAGAAUAUUCCAUUACCAUACUGCAACAUAAAGUCAGGAGAUCUAAACUUUUUCUGGUAAUAUUAGUUUUUUAAAAAAUUUUCUCUUUUUGUAUAUGCUUUUUAAUUUACUUUUAAAAAUGUGCAUAACAUAUCCUUGAAUUAAUGGACCUCAAUGCUUUAAAAAAUUUUUUUGAUAAAAUAAAAACUCAAUCUGAAUGUGAUGGUUCAUGCCUAUAAUCCCACUACUUUGGUAGUCUGACUUUGUAGGAUUCAUUGAGCUCAAGAGUUUGAGACCAUUCUGGGCUAUCUAGUGAGGCUUCAUCUCUACAAAUAAAAAUAUAACAAAUUAGCUGAGCAUGGGGGCACAUGCUAGUGGUCCCAGCUACUCAGAAGGCUGAGACAGGUAAAUUGCUGAGGCUGCAGUGAGCUGCAGUCAUGACACUGCACUCCAGCCUGGGUAACAGAGAGACUCCCUCUCAAGAAUAAGAAAAACAAACCCCACAGAGGAUAAAUAAUAAAAUAUUCAAUGUUUGUAAUACUUCCUACUCAAAGGACCAGAAGCCAAGAAGUUCAUAAAAGGUGAAAUUUAAAAACAAUUAUUUUCAUUUUUUACUAGCCAUAUAGUAUAAGUGCAGAUGACCUUAUACACGAGGUUAAAGGCAAAUACCCUCUGGGUUGGGCCUGCUCAGCUCAGGGAGGAAGCCCUGCCUGAAAAGGCUGCAGCCUAGGCUGUCACUCUUUCUUCAUUCAGCCCAACGUCUGAUCACAUCUUUCACUCGGUUUGCGGGGGCAGGACCUUAGAAGUUAUCCAAUCAGGGACGCUGGGCUGGAAACCGUCCAAUCAGGCACGGGGCAGGAGAGGACAGGGCGGCUUCCGGGAUGUGGCGGGGCCUUUGUCUCUGGCUGCAGUUGGAGCUCCGCGUCUCGUUUCCACUCUUCUGUGUCCUCUGCUGCUAGAGGUCCAGCCUCUGUGGCUCUGUGACCUGCAGGUAUUAGGGGAUCCACAGCUAAGAUGCCAGGACCCCCCGGAAGCCUAGAAAUGGGACCAUUGACAUUUAUGGAUGUGGCCAUAGAAUUCUGUCUGGAGGAGUGGCAAUGCCUGGACACUGCACAGCAAAAUUUAUAUAGGAAUGUGAUGUUAGAGAACUACAGAAACCUGGUCUUCCUGGCCAGACCUGAUCACCUGUCUAGAGCAAGAAAAAGAGCCUUGGGAGCCUAUGAGGAGACAUGAAAUGGUAGCCAAACCCCCAGGAUUCUUAUUUCACUUUGGUGAUCUUCCUUCAAGUUUACUGUGAGAGCCAAAGUCCUCUUCAUGACAUUUAAGAGACUGAACAAUCUGACUGCUUUUCCAUUCUUUUGGGGGACAUAUAAAUAUCUGCAUACUUUUGAGAAACUCUAUAUUAAACUAUUUUUUAAGUUCUUUCUUUGCAUCGUGUCUGAAAUGUGUGAGUAGUGCUUUCUGUUCCAUUGGAUUUCUUUGUAUAUUUUCUGCACAGUUCAUCCUGUUUUUAUUACUAUAACCUUUAAAUAAUUUGAAAUUAUGAAUUAUGAUGUUUCUUUGCUUUGUUCUUUUUCCUCAAGAUGGCUUUGUUCAAAGUUUAUUCUAGUUUCAUGUAUAUUUUAGAAUUGCAUUGUCCAUUACUGUGAAAAAAGUCCCACUGGAAUUUUGAUAGAAAGUUUAUUAAAGUUGUAGAUCACUUUGGAUACCAUGGCUUUUUUUUUUUUUUUUUUUAACACAGAAGUUUGCUCUGUCACCCAGGCUGGAGUACAGUGGCACGAUCUCGGCUCACUGCAACCUCUGCCUCCUCUCUCAGCCUCCUGAGUAGAUGGGAUUACAGGCCCGUGCCACCAUGCCUGGCUAAUGUUUGUGUUUUUAGUAGAGACAGGGUUUCGCCGUGUUUGGCCAGGUUGGUCCCAAACUCCUGACCUCAGGUGAUCUGUCUGCCUCGGCCUCCCAAACUACUGGGAUUACAGGCAUGAGCCACCAUACCUGGCCUGUAGUGGAGAGGGGUCGUAGCUUGGUCACAAGGCUGUUGGUUCUGCACUAGGGUCCACUUUUAGUUGGCUUGUUACAAGGGGCUUGGGUAGUUGUAAUUUCCAUUUUAUUUUUGGACUUUCCUCUGUAGGGCAGAACACUAGGGCAGUUUUUUGCAGUCGGGUCUGCAUAUGGUGGGCUUUAUAUCAGGUUGUGGAUGAGUGCGGCUUUCACUGAGUACCAGAGAGGAUUUCCCCAGGUAACUGUGUGGGUUUCUAGUUAGGCAGAACUGGCCAUAAACCGUGGCUCAGGAAGCUGGAACAGUCAUUUAAAUGCUUCAGGGUCCACAGUAAAGGCCUGCAUCGCUAUAAACCAGUAUCUUCCUCCAGGGCGUUUGAAGAACAGAACCUCUCCCAGACUGUGGCUGGAAGCAGUUUGGGAUGGUUACAGAGUAAGUUCAGAAUUUUCUGUGGGACCAAGUUGGGUAGGCCAUUUUCUGGUCUGUAGUUAAGAACAGGGGUCCCGUAGUUUGCCAUCUGAAUGAGAGCCUGCCUUCUGAAAAAGAAAACUCCUUAAUCUUGGGCUUUAUGAGAGUUUUACAACUGCCUCCCUGGAUCUCAAAGCUCUUUUAAAGGAACUUAUUUUUGAGAUGGGGUCUUGCUACAUAACCCAGCCUGAUCUUAAAAUCCUGGCCUGAAGCAAUUCUACCUCAGCAUACCACGUAGCUGUCAUUGCAAGUGUGAGCCAUGAUACCUGGCUCUCAUAAAGGCAUUUUUGUCUAGGAUGGCUGACAAAUUUUCUUGCUCUGCGGGGAUAAGCAAGUAGGGCACCUUUUAUUUUUCCAUCUUACUGUUGUCACUCUCCCUAUACAUUUUUAGUUUUUAUUUUAUUUUAUUUUAUUUUUUUG
Molecule: messenger RNA, 4117 nt
Organism: Symphalangus syndactylus (siamang)
Lineage: Eukaryota; Metazoa; Chordata; Mammalia; Primates; Hylobatidae
Product: zinc finger protein 680-like
Biological process (GO): regulation of DNA-templated transcription
Source: RefSeq, a predicted model, not a curated record